UAGCAUUCGGUCACACCGCGUGUAACAUUGCUAGAAGCCAUUGCCAAACUAAACGUAAAUUUGUUAUUAAGCUUGAAUAUAUAUCAAAAUAAAACUAUUUCAAUAUGGCUAAGCAUCAUCCCGAUUUGAUUUUCUGCCGAAAACAGCCUGGCGUAGCUAUUGGCCGGCUUUGCGAAAAGGACGAUGGCAAAUGUGUAAUUUGUGACUCUUAUGUGCGUCCUUGCACCUUGGUGCGGAUCUGUGAUGAAUGCAACUAUGGGUCGUAUCAGGGACGCUGCGUUAUAUGUGGCGGCCCUGGGGUCUCCGAUGCCUACUACUGCAAAUCCUGCACCAUUCAAGAGAAGGAUCGCGAUGGCUGUCCUAAGAUCGUCAAUCUGGGCAGCUCAAAGACAGAUUUGUUCUAUGAGCGUAAGAAAUAUGGAUUCAAACAAAAUUACUAAAGACUGGGGAUGGCAGAAAAAGGUGAAGCAAAGAGAGCGAUAAAUUAAUUGCAACCGAAAAACCCCAUUAUUAGUUCAAAAAUUAAAAUGUUAAAUGAUUAUUGUAUGGAUAAGGUUCGACUAUUUUUACAAAGCAAUUGAUCGCCUCAUCCCUUCUGAAGACUACUCCACAAACAUAAACAUAGCUAUAUAUAUCUAAUAGAUUUGUAUUUUAAUAUAAAGCAUAUACAUAUAAA
Messenger RNA from Drosophila mojavensis, 676 nucleotides. It is a transcript of the gene Phf5a, whose product is annotated as PHD finger-like domain-containing protein 5A. Gene Ontology annotation, cellular component: U12-type spliceosomal complex; catalytic step 2 spliceosome; U2 snRNP. The transcript has 4 exons. Gene Ontology annotation, biological process: mRNA splicing, via spliceosome. Bases 105 to 440 code for a protein of 111 amino acids. Lineage: Eukaryota; Metazoa; Arthropoda; Insecta; Diptera; Drosophilidae. The record is from RefSeq and is a predicted model, not a curated record.